UUUAACUUAUCCACAGCUUGUACCUCAGUCGAAUUACAAAUGCAUAGCGAUGUAUUUAUUUCAAAACAUAUUAUUUACGUUAUUAUGUAUUUGUAUGGAAAAACAGAUCGCGUGUGCAUUUUUUAAAUUUUCAAAGUUAAACAGAUGAUUCAAAUUUGCAAAUCCAUUACUGUUUUAAGAUAUACUACUUGUCUUACUAUUACUAAGGUUCAUGAAUUGGCUCUCAUAUGGGAAAUUUCUUACAAUUCAAUAUAAGAAUGAAAACACCAGUCGGGAAAUGCGACAUAAUGACCUUGAACGUCUAUAGAAUCUCCUUCCAAUACAUUAACAACAACAUUUAGAAGGGCGCACCUGUUAAAAUUGAUCAUUUGAAUUUUUUCUACUAUAUCACUAAUGGUGCGGAGUAGUUAGGGAUUAAGUUUCAAAUAUUAAAUAUCACUUGUGUGAGAAUUAAAUAUUCACCUAUAAACAUGAGGAAGAUUUUAAACUUCUUGAAAUACGUAAAUACACAAUUAAUCAACAAAAACAUGGGAUGUUUGGAACUGCAAGACGCACAAUGAAUGGAAAAGAGAAGAAUUGCUCAGAUAUGUGGACUUGAUAUUGGUUCAUCUAAUAUGAAAUAAGUGGAGGGAAAAUGGCAACUGCAAAUGCUAAAAAUCGUGUUUACCUUUUCCGUCUACAAAUGCUUGUAAUAGAUGGAGGACUUCUAGUAUUACGAAACCUACUAGACCAGAAGCUCAACGUUCAGAACAUCUCUCUGAGCACAUGCCUGAGUCAAGAAAAUUCGACAAUUACACGCCUGAGAGGACAGAAUAUAAUCACUCAAGUCCAAUAUGAUCUACUGUAUCCUCUAGGUGGACAUCUUCCAUCGACAGCAGACUUUGACAUUACGCUUAUAAUAUGCCUUCUUAGGAGUCUGAAAUGUUGUGGUUUCAAUCGAAAAUUCAACUGGAAUGUUAUUCCAAAUGCAUCGGACCUAUCAGUGGAGGCUGAUAUCUACAGGCUGAAAUUGUACAGGAAUGAGAUCAGUCAUAUCUCGACAACAACAGGGAUCCAGUUGAAAUACUAUAGUUUUAAGUGGACUGAGAUAGAACAGAUUCUUUUGAGGCUAAACACUUCGGUGAUAAAUCCGGUUCCAAAUUUACAGCAGACAAUUGGUGUUAUAAAACAAAGUCCACUUGAUCCAGAAGCAGAGAAAAGGAUACAAAAAGAAGUGGAUGAGUGGAAAAAACUUGAAAAGGGUGUAGAGGUGGAUUUAAGACAAGUGAAAGUAGAUACUCAAGUCAUAAAGGAGGAGGUGAAGCAACAACACACUAGUAUACAGAAGGUAACGGGAAAAGUGGACAAAAUAGAGGAGCGCACUUCAGAACAUUCAGAACUUAUUUGGGGCGCACAAAACAAGAUAACUGAUCUUGAGGUCGAUUUAAGACAAGUAAAAGUAGAUGAUCAAUCCAGACAGAAGGAGUUGAAGCUACAACAGGGAAAAAUGGAAGACAUAUACAAGCGCACAUCAGAAAAUACAGAACUUAUUAGGGGCGCACAGAACAAGGUAACUGAUCUUGAGGUCGAUUUAAGGCAGGUAAAAGUGGAUGAUCAAUCCAUAAUGAAAGAGGUGAAGUUACAACAGGGAAAAAUGGAAGAAAUAUACAAGCGCACAUCAGAAAAUACAGAACUUGUUAAAGGCACACAAAACAGGGUAGAUGAUCUUGAAAAACAAAUAACCAAAAACAAUGAAUCAGCACAAAAACAGAAAGAACAAAAAGAGAUCAAUACACAAGAAGCAAUAGCAACAAGUAAGUGUUCAGUACAUAAGUAUCAUUUCAAAAAUUGUAAUUCUUGUUGUCGUGUCGUGUCAUGCCUACUUUAGAAGGUUACUACUGUAGCUAUGAUACACUGAGUUCAUUUAGUAACAGUUCUCCAGUAUAUAAUAUAUUUUCGCCAUAACAUACGCAUUUGCACAUUUGAUACUUAACAAUGUAGA
Mercenaria mercenaria is the source of this 1981-nucleotide messenger RNA. RefSeq names its product E3 ubiquitin-protein ligase DZIP3-like. The record is from RefSeq and is a predicted model, not a curated record. The coding region runs from base 635 to 1867 and encodes 410 amino acids. Lineage: Eukaryota; Metazoa; Mollusca; Bivalvia; Venerida; Veneridae. The transcript is spliced from 6 exons.